This is a messenger RNA of Cryptomeria japonica (Japanese cedar), 2425 nucleotides long. RefSeq names its product bifunctional 3-dehydroquinate dehydratase/shikimate dehydrogenase, chloroplastic. The transcript has 10 exons. Gene Ontology annotation, molecular function: NADP binding; shikimate 3-dehydrogenase (NADP+) activity; 3-dehydroquinate dehydratase activity. Lineage: Eukaryota; Viridiplantae; Streptophyta; Pinopsida; Cupressales; Cupressaceae. Bases 618 to 2165 code for a protein of 515 amino acids. The record is from RefSeq and is a predicted model, not a curated record. Gene Ontology annotation, biological process: chorismate biosynthetic process; shikimate metabolic process.
AAAUCCAAAUCCCAAGCACUAACUUCAAACUUUUGACUAACACACGAAAAUCUAGGGAUAGUUUUAUAGAUCCUCUGUCCUUUCCCGUCCUCUGAACGUUUCAGCGCCAUCUGAACUUCCAAGCUUUUCAUUUACUUGCCGUGUUAGGUGAACUAGAGGUUGAGGCGUUCUCAUCCAGCUGACUAGAUGGGAGAUUGGUUGUAUACACACGUCGCCUGUCAAAGUGCAAAGCAUUACAUGUGAGUUGUGUUGACCUUUCGCUACCUAAUACCCAAAAAUGGCAAUUAGGAUAAGAACGCGACGCCAACAGUGCAUUGAACGUCACAUUCAAAUCCCACAGGUGGAUCUUCAGAACAUGAGAGAUGCAGAUUCAAACCAGAGACCUUGGAGUGCGUUCUAUAGAUUUUGUGGACAUGUACUUCGCCCGGUAAAACAGUCUGCCAGGAGAUUGGUUCAACUUUAGCCAAGUCCCACAUGGGGUCCAAUGUUUGGCAUUCUCUCAUUUAUUUAAUAUGGCAGAAAACUCCUUUGAGACCUAUCCAUAUUCUUGUUUUCUGUUAUCUUCUUUGGGAUUCACGGUGAAGAGGUGAUUGGUGCAGCCUGUUGAGUUUGUAGCAAUGGCAGAUAAUGGGGUUCUUGUGUGCAGUACUCUGAUGGGAGAGACAGUUGAGCAGAUGCUCAAACAAAUGCAACUUGCUAAAGAAACUGGUGCAGAUUGUGUAGAACUCAGACUGGAUUGCCUUAAUGGUUUUGAUGCUGCAGGUGAUUUGGAGAAGCUCUUAAAGGGUAGAGUUCUUCCUGCUAUAAUCACUUGCAGACCAAAAUCUGAAGGAGGUAACUAUGAAGGGGAUGAACAAAAACGUCUCAAUACACUGAGCCUGGCAUAUGAUCUGGGUGCUGACUUUAUUGAUGUGGAGCUUCAGGCAAUGUCUCCCUUUGUAAGUCAAAGGAGUAAAAAGAAUUCACAGAAUUGCAAAAUCAUUGUUUCAAGCUAUGUCAAUGGGAGCACUCCAUCAUCUGAGGAUCUCGGUCAUCUUGUUGCAAAAAUGCAGUCCACCGGAGCUGAUAUUCUGAAAGUUGUUACUACUGCAACAAAUAUUACUGAUGUAUCUCACAUCUUCAAGCUGAUUCCCCACUGUCAAGUUCCAAUAAUUGCAUGUGUAAUGGGUGAUAGAGGACUAAUAAGUCAACUUCUAGGUCCCAAGUUUGGUGGAUACCUCAUAUAUGGAUCAAUUGGAUCUGGGAAGGAUUUGAUACCCGGACAACCAAAACUAGCAGAUCUAAUAAACAUUUACAAAAUUGGGCGUCUGACUAGAGAUACCAAAGUAUUUGGAGUUAUUGCAAAUCCAGUAGGCCAUAGUAAAGGUCCAAUUUUACACAAUCAAGCAUUCAGAGAAACAGGAUUCAAUGGUGUAUAUGUACCACUUCUUGUUGAUGAUCUUUCAGACUUUUUGAAAGUUUAUUCUGCACCAGAUUUUGCUGGUUUCAGUGUUGGAAUUCCUCACAAGGAAGCUGCUGUCAAGUGCUGUGAUGAAGUUCAGCCACUUGCAAAGUCUAUUGGAGCAGUGAAUACUAUAGUAAGAAGAAAAAGUGAUGGAAAAUUGGUUGGCUAUAAUACUGACUGCGAGGGUGCUAUAUCUGCAAUAGAGGAUGGCUUACGAGGAGAAAGUGGUUAUAAGAGCUCGGAAAGUAGCUCUCCCCUUGCUGGAAAAUUGUUUGUACUUGUCGGAGCUGGAGGAGCUGGAAGAGCACUUGCAUUUGGAGCAAAACAAAGAGGAGCACGUGUUGUAAUCACAAAUCGUAAUUUCGAAAGAGCAAAGGCCCUGGCAAAUGCAGUUGGAGGAGAAGCUAUCCCCAUGGAGGCUCUGGAAAGAUUCUGUCCAGAAACUGGAAUGGUCCUUGCAAACACUUCUGCUGUAGGAAUGCAGCCAAAUGUUGAUUCAACACCUUUGCCUAAGGAGGCCAUGGAGCCAUACAGUCUUGUUUUUGAUGCUGUUUACACGCCAAGAGAAACAAGACUGUUGAGAGAAGCCAAAGAGGCAGGGAAAAUUGUCGUGAGUGGAUUGGAAAUGUUCAUUAGGCAGGCUAUUGGCCAAUAUGAGCUUUUCACUGGUAACCUAGCCCCUACAGAGUUGAUGCGAAAAAUUGUUAUUAGAGAUUUUUGAGCAGCAUAUUGACACAGACUAGGCUUUUUGGGUGAUUGGAAACAAUGUUUGGGCUGAGGUUUCCAAUUCUGUUAUGGUGGAGUUAGCUAUGAGUGAAUCAUAUUUGAAUAGGGACAGAGCUAUGUCUAUUAUUGCCUUCAUAUUAAUAAUUAAGUUGCUUGAUGCAUCAGCAGCUCAGAAAAGGCACAUUUUUAUGUUAUUUAUCCAAUGGGAUCAAGUCAUGUAGUCAUUUCGUUUAAUGAGAAACCUUUUUAACACUA